Messenger RNA from Stylonychia lemnae, 2445 nucleotides. The record is from the annotation of a GenBank genome assembly. Lineage: Eukaryota; Ciliophora; Spirotrichea; Sporadotrichida; Oxytrichidae.
AUGUUUAAUGAGGCCAUAUACCAGUCAAAGACGAGUUUUAAUCAAGGUUUUUUGUCAAAUCUACCCGAUGACAUACAGCUAGAUAAGGAACUAUAAUCCUAUUAUGAAUAUUCAGCUAAAUACUUCAGCAACCAUAACUCUAAGGAUGAAUUUUUUAAUUUGCACGCUGGGAAAUCCUAGACUAGUUUGCUGAGGGACUAAUAAUAACAUCACAAUUCAAGCAGUAUUAAAAAAACAAUCUUAAUGAAGAAAAGGGGCGAAGAUGGAUAUGUGUUACUUAGUAAAAACAGACCCUCAAGUGCUAAUUUCAACAAGACUCAGCGUCGUAACUUUAAGCAUCUUUCCAUUCUUAACAAUCAAGAAAUGCCAGCUCAAGGCUCUGAUGCCUAGAGAUAAACGUAACAAGCUAGCAAAAGUCAUAAUGAUUCAAUGAGGAAGCAAUGCAGAGGUAUCAAGCCUUAUAGUCUUAAAUAAGGUAUAGUUGGCCACAAAAUGACAACUAAAUCAAGCAUAAGGUAGCAAUAGUAGACUGCAGGGGAUUCAACUAAUAAAAGCUCGAAUAGACCCCUUAGUGUGUAUGAGUCUUAGACGUCAAUCAAUGGAAAGAUAGGGCUGGGAGACACUCUUAAAUAAAAUCCUAAGAAACCAUAGGAAAGAAUAUUUCAUGAAUAUCUUAAGUUCCAAAGACUUAUGGAUGGUAGUGCCUUAAAAACAGAUCCAUAUAUGAUGCAGACCUAACCGAAAACCUUGAAAUCUCCUCCAAACUUAAAUUCCGAUCAUCUUGAAGAUAGAAAUAAAAAAUUCAACAUGCUGCUCAACAAUUUAAUCAAGAAAAAUAAAAUGUCAAAGCAAAGUACAGCUCAAACUAUCUUAAAUGCCUUAACCUAGGAUAACAGUCUGGAGUCUUUUUAAGCUUAGCUUUAGCCUACUGUUCUUAAGUUAGCAACAAAGACUGAAGAUAUGAGGAUUCAGCAAUAAAGUCCACUUGGAUCUCAGAUAAUAACAGAUUUUGAUCAUGUCAAUAGCUUGACUGGUAAUAAUGAAAAUGGAAGUGGAUAAGGAUUGAGUAUUACUCGGACUCAAAAAUUAAGAAUUUCCGAUUUCAUCAAACUUCAGGCUAGUGAUUUGAAAGUCCUGAACUCCCAGUAAUAACAAAAAGAAAAAGAGAAGGACAAGCUUGAAAAAUCUUUUAAUUUGCAGUAGACUACAACAGAUAGCAGAAAGUCAAGGCCUCACACAGGUAACUAGCCAGAUAAUAUUUAAAGUCAGUAGCUUUAUCAAACUUAGUAUAAUCUUUCAAAUGCAGGUGCAAUUGCUACUAAUAGAGAGGAAUAAAUUACUCUAGGCGAUAUGCCAAAAGGUGGUAUUCUUGAGGGAAAUUUGAUAAUAAAGUAAAAAGUUAUGAAGUAAAGAUUCAGUAGGCCAAAGAGCGCAAACUAAACUGCAGGACUUCAUGGAAUCAAAGGAUAUAGCAAACCAAUCGUUAUUACAAAUCCUCCAUAGCUCAUGAAAAUUGUUUAUGAUGAUCCUAGACAUUGUAAUGAAUAAAUGAUAACAUAAGCAAAAAUGCCCUAAUUUAAGAGAUAUUAAAAGUAUAAAUAAGAGCAUUACGUAGAAAUGGAGUAGGACUAGAAAGUAAUUUAACAAAGAAAACAAUAGUAUAAUUAGUAAAUUUAAUUAGAUCAUUAAAGUAUUCAGAAAACCAAUGAAUCCCUCAGUCCUCAGGCAUUAAGAAUGGAGCUAACAUAGAGAACAGUAAGUCUAAAGAAUGAGUUUAAUGAGCAAAAGAAAUUCGUAAAUCUACUAAAUACAACUAAUAAACUUGAAAAGAAAAAUGCUGAAUGCCAAAAUGAAGAUAGCAUUUUUUAGAAUAGACAAAAUAAAACAACAGUUAAAAAUAUGAAUGACUCACCACACUAUUCUUAACUUGGACCUACUAAAACUGCAGUAGAUUAUGAAUCAAUAUUAAGAUUGAAAGGCUAAAUGUUUUAGAUAACUCCAAAGGAUGUGCUAAUUUAAAACAGAAGAACACUUAUUACAGCAAAUAAGAGUAUGGCAUAGAAAACUUCCUAUCAACCCAAUAAGAAUAUUUCAAAUAUUCUGAAUGAAAGUGGAUUUCUUAACAAAUCUGGGAAGUCAGGAAUUGUUUCUGAAAGUAGAGGUAGGCCUUCAAGACAUCCUUUUAGUAAUAUUAAUAGCAGCAAUAAUUAAAGUCCUUCUCCCAAUAAUAAUAAGCGACUUGUAAGUCAAGAUUUAAAUUCAAACUCUGGAUUUGAUAGUCAUAAUGCAACUGGUAAUGUUUCCUUUGCCAAGAUUGGCUUCUCAGUUAAUGUGGUAAAAAUUAGAAAUAAUUAGUUCUAGUAGAAUUUACCCAAAGUUUAAAACAAAACAGUCGCUUCGAAAUAGCCCACACAUUAAAGGCAAAAGAUUAUAGGUCUUUAUUGA